AUGAAUGGUUAUAAACCAACUUUUGAACAAAACCGAACAAAAUCAAGGUAUGAGGAAGUUAUAGAAAUGGACAACACAAGAUUUAUAGAAAAUGAAACUUUCCACCAAUCGGAACAAGAUGAACAGCUAAAAUCAUUAUAUGGUACUGCUUUAAAUAUCCAUGAUAUUGCUACUACGAUGAGAAAUGAGAUUGAAGAACAAAAUAAGUUAUUAGAUGAAUUUGGAGAACAUACGGAUCAUACGUCUAGCAAAUUAGAAUAUGCAAUGAAGAAAGUUAAAUAUAUUAUUAAAGCAAAUGAAG
Molecule: messenger RNA, 301 nt
Organism: Scutellospora calospora
Lineage: Eukaryota; Fungi; Glomeromycota; Glomeromycetes; Diversisporales; Gigasporaceae
Source: the annotation of a GenBank genome assembly